AUGGCCCGUGCAAGUGGAUUCAAACCAAAAAAACCCUAUCAUCUUAAAGAUAACAUGCAGAAUAAGUCUGAAAACAUUUGGAUUGUUCCAGAACUUACUCCUAAAAUUGAAAGCAGUGAAAAUCUAGCAAAUGAGUCAGUUUUAGAUAAUAAUCGUAAUGAAAAUUCGCAAAAUGAAGAUAAUGAUUUAGAAAAUGAACCAAAUCAGCCCCAACUAGUAAGAAGAGAACAAAAAACAGUACACCACCUGCCAGAGACAGCGUCUACUUCUUCUAGUUCUAACUCCGGUCGAUAUCGCAAACGUGAAAUAACAGAAAGCGAGCAAACAAUUAUUAAUUAUUUGAAAGCUAAAACCAGUAGGAUUGAAGAUGCGAGGGAUUUCGAAAAUGAACCGGAUAUCAGUCCCAUGCACCACUUUUUACUAAGCUUGCUACCCGUUUUGGAAAAUAUGACAGAAGAACAGCAAAGACAUUUGAAAAUCAAAAUUAUGAUCCUUGUUAAUGAAAUAAAGUUCAAUAGUUCUCAGUCUAGAGUCUAG
This is a messenger RNA of Ceutorhynchus assimilis (cabbage seed weevil), 537 nucleotides long. The record is from the annotation of a GenBank genome assembly. NCBI's taxonomy places the organism in Eukaryota, Metazoa, Arthropoda, Insecta, Coleoptera, Curculionidae.